CGUUUAGGUGGAUAUAGUGACUAUUAUGGAAGAAAAGUACCGUUGCUCAUUGGAAUUGUAAGUGUACUGGUGGAAAACGCAAUGAGAAUUCUAAUUUGGUCGCCUUCAACCGACAUCUCGUUGUAUUGGUUUUACCCAACAGCAGUCAUCACAGGUCUCAUGGGUGAUUUUUUUCUAACAAUGAGUUGUGUGAACGCAUACGUUGCUGAUCGAUUUGAUGACAAGAAAACUUUAUCGACAAGGAUGAUUAUCGUGUCGAUUAUGUUCAGUCUUGGUGCUUUCAUCGCUUCUCAAAGUACAAAGGCUAUUUUGAAUGGGAUAUCGUCGACGGCUCUGCUUGUAAUUGUAGAGGGUUUAUUGUUGGCGACUUUGAUUGCUGGUGUACUCAUUCUAUCUCAGAGCAGACCAAAGAAGGACAUACAUAGUAUCGAGGAGCCGCAAGAAGAGAGGGAAGUGGAGAGGUUAGCCUUAAUUGCUCUUGCGAAAAACCACACUGAGUUAUUCAGCGCUGGUUGUCUGGAAUUGACGAAAUUGUCGUUCUAUUCCAUAUAUGAAUCGUUGAAAAUUUUUGUCAUACCUCGUGAGGGACAUCGGCGGCUUUUCCUCUACCUGACAUUUGGUGCUAAUUUCUUGGAUCAGCUGUCGUUUGGCGAAGAAAAGAGCCUAAUCGGAACCUACACUCUUUUGUCGCCAUUCAACUGGACCAAAGACGAGUAUGCUAAUUACAAAUCUUUGAGGCCAAUUGUUCGUGAGUUUGGGACUGUAAAAACUUUGCAGGCUUCAUGGCUGAUUUAUGCCAGCUUGGCUCCAGGAAGUCUUCACGGUCUACUCAACCCGUUAACCUACACGUUUAUGACGUGUAUAGUUCAACAAAAUGAAAUUGGCAAAGCAUUCGCCAUUAGUUCGAUUGCUCAAAAGCUUGCUGGAUUCGCUCAAACCGCUAUUUUACAGAAUAUUUACAUUGCUACAUUGAGCUGGUAUCAGGGUUUCGUCUGGCUAGUCAUGGGUGGAAUAUGCGUGGUUGCCGUCGGACUCUAUGGCUUUGUGCAUGUCGUUGCCAAACGUGAGAAAAUUGGGUCUUAG
Messenger RNA from Haemonchus placei, 1083 nucleotides. The record is from the annotation of a GenBank genome assembly. Lineage: Eukaryota; Metazoa; Nematoda; Chromadorea; Rhabditida; Trichostrongylidae.